Molecule: messenger RNA, 3519 nt
Organism: Stylonychia lemnae
Lineage: Eukaryota; Ciliophora; Spirotrichea; Sporadotrichida; Oxytrichidae
Source: the annotation of a GenBank genome assembly
AUGGUUAGUACUAAGCUAGAUUUAUAAUUUGUAUAGAAAAUCAAGAUAGAUUUGGAUCCUAGCAUCGAAGUUUAAUCAUCUUAAAAUGUCUUCUUAUUGAGGAUGAAGUCUGGAAAUGACUAAUUAGGUGCCUUUUUUGUGAUUGCUUUUGGACUAAAUAACUAUGCAGCUUAUUAAAUGGAGAUCAUGUAGAAUGAAUUCAAGACUUCACUCUUAGUUAGCAAGAGCUACCAGCUCAUUCAGCCUGCUGAUCAGAGAGGUGUAAUGACGGUUGCCAGAUUUUACGGUCAUAAUGUAUACUAAGCUCCUAACUCAAGACUCAUUGAAUACGAAUUUGAGUUUUUGCUCGGAACUGCUUCUUAGCAAAGAGUGACAAAACUAAGAUUUAAUUUAGUCUCUGACCCUUCCUUAAACUUUGGCUUAGAUCCAUAGAAGCUUGAGUUUUAAGCCAGUGAGUAUGAGUAUUUUGAGCCUGAGAAAGGAAUUAGAUCUAGAAUAUCAAGCUUUUUCAGCAAAAUAGUCAGUAGCCAGUAAGAACAAGAAAUACAAUAGAUAGUUAAGGAUAUUCUUGUUACUGAAUACCUAAUUUUCAUAAUAACAAGCAAAGAAAUCAUAACAAUAGGCAAAGAGUCUGGAAAGAGAUUCCAAGAGGAGGACUAUGUAAAGUUAAUUAGACAGUAUGAUGAGUAUGAGAACUCUAAAAUCAAUAAUUUAUCAUUCAGAGAGAUUAAGAGUUUGCAAUUCGUGGCUGCAGAUUGCACCAUUACUUCUGACUAAAGAGUAUACCUAAACUUGUUUGUUGAGAAGAGACAAGUAGUAUAGUAUACUACUAGCUACUAAUACAUUCCUUAGACUCAUCUAAUUCAAAUUACUUAAUGCUUUGCAGUUAGUGAAUCACAGGUAGUGAGAGACAGAGAUGAUGUUUACUAAUAGAUAGACUUAUCAAAUCAUUCUAACGGAGGUUAAAUAUCUAGAGGUUUUUCUUGUUCAGUUCCAUCUGGUAUCGACAAUAGAAUUCUAGUUUUCCUAGAAUUUGAAAACACUAAAUCUCUAGUCGUUGAGCUCUCUUCCAAUGAAAAACUUAAUAAUCAGAGUGUAUUUCCAGAAAAAAGACUUGUUGGCUACAAUGUAGAUGUUAGAGAUAUCUUGAAAAAUUAUUAAGAAGUGAAGGUCAUAACUUCAAGAAACGUAGUUAUGUUUGAGAUAGAUGCUAAAUCUUAUGAAGACUUCUCAAAUCUGAAAUAUAUAAGCUUAAAGGAUAGUCAGCAGUAGCCACUACUUAAUGAAUAAAAAUUCUAGAAGGAAGGUCCGAGAAUUAGCAUUGCUAGCUAGGAGGAUUUAAAGAAGCUAUGCUAUGGUGUUCUCGAUAAAAUUGCAAAUAUUGAGCUUAAUCAAAGAUAGGUAGAAGAAAGAGAGUAAAAGCUUUCAGCAGUGAGAGAUGAAAUAAAUGAUGUAUUAUAAUAAGUCUCAGAAAAUGAUUUCAAAAUUGCAUUCAGUUAGAUACUAUAAGAAUCUAUAGAUUAAAGAAUAAAUGACCAGCACUUUAAUGUCAACUAGCCAUCACAAGAGGAUUUGAUACUCCACACUCUCAAUAAUUCUUUAAUCUAGGCAAGUCUGAAGAUGAAGCAAAACAAAUUGAAAGUCUUAAAUACCUUCUACAGCUAGUUGAUAUUAUUACUAAGAGAAUUAGAUGCUCCGCUUCGUCCCUUUGAGCAACUGGAGGAUCAAAUUAACCAAUGUGAGGUAUCCUUAACUACUGCCUCUUAAUUCAAAAAAUACUGGGAUAGACUGUUAGAAUAAAGAGUACAGAGAUCGAUAACCUAUAAAAAUGAGGAAAUUAGUCUUGAAAUCAGAAUGAUAUUUGCUGCACUGCAACACACCGCUGAAACUCAGUUUGGGCUAUCAUAAGAAAUCAUAAGAUCAAUGAGCACUUCUUCUGAGAAGAUAGUUUUUAGUUCUAUUGGGAAAUUUGAAUAGCUUUUACAAAGCCUUAUAGAUUUAAGCAUUGAUGUUACAAUUCAACACAAGAUUAAAAGAUUGCAACAAGAGAACUAAGAUGAGAUAUUGUUCAAUGGCUCAAAUAUAAUCUACCAUGUGGUCAACAACACUAUCCAAGAAUUAUCAAAUGUGCAAAGAGCAAGCCAAAUGACCUAUCUCUAAUCAGAAGUAUUCUACGAGAAACUAUUCGAUCUUUGCACAGGACUUAGAGGAUCAGUGGUAAAUAAAAACAGACCUUAUUCUGAUCUGCUUAAGAAUCUGAGUUAUCUUUUGCUUGACAUUAUAAGGGAUUUGAAUCCUUUAGCCACCAAUAUUCUGUAAUACUACAGAGACAAGCUAAUUGACUACGUAGAUGAGAGUUCUUAGAAUCCUUAAGAUGCAGUAGAUAUGGCUAUAAAGUAUGAUGGACAAUAAAAGCUAUGUGAACUUAUUUACAGAAGAGACAAGAGCUUCUACCCGCAGCUACUUAAUCAGCUUUAAAGAAGGCCAUAAUAUAUCAGUCAAGCAAUUGCAAUAAUAUAUGAUCUUGAUAAAAAUGCAGUUUACCAAAGCACUAUAAAUCAAGAAUAAGUAUAACACUUCUAAUGUAUCGUAGAGAAAAAUACAUAUGCUGGCUUCAAGCUGUUUGAUAUCUUUGAAGGAUUCUUACCAGCCUAAAAGCCUUUGGUAGAUUUCUUGACUGUCACUAAUAAAAGAAUCCUGGCUCUAUUCUUACUAAGAAAUGGGAAAAAUUUAUAAUCUUAGGAGCUAUUGAAGGAUAUGCUGCCAAGAACUAAAUUCAUAGAUACAUUGAGAGUAUUCUCUAGUCUAUCUAAAGCAAACAUUCAAAUUUUAGAGGGAAACUACUCUGCAGCUAAAGAAAAUCCAGAAUACAAAGAGAAUGAAGCAGUAUUUAUAUAAAGUCAAAGUUAGUACGAGAUUUAUGAAUAAACGAGAAUUGAGGAGUAAAAGUUCAACAUGUCUCCAAUAAUAAACUAAGAUGAUUAGAAUAUUAAGCCAACCAAUGUGGAUUUAUUGUCAAAAGCAAUUAUUAUUGAGUAGAAUAAGAGAGGCAAGAUGGAUAUUGAAUAGUUUGUCACUGUAUUUAAGCUUUUGCAUUCGUCGUUGAUGAUAGGAAGUAUUGAAGACCCAGAUGGAUGCAUAUUACACCUCUGGAAUAAAGUAGUAGAAAGCGAUAAUGAUUAAAUUCAAAAGAUUUAAGGGAUGCUCCCGGUUUCUAAUUACAGUCAGGUGUUUACCGACUUCCAAAUAGAAUGUGAAAUUAAGACCACUAAACUCUACGAAUUAGCAAGAAAAAUAGAAAACUACCCAGAGGAAUUUAGAUCAGAUCUAUAGCUUCACAAGAUAUUAAGAUAGAAGUUGAUGGAGUAUAAUCCAGAAUUAGAAAGAGGGCUUAGCUUUAUAUAUUAGAUUAUUGAUACGGAUAGUCAUUCUCAAAUUUUCAGUAAAAUGGAUGAUAAUUUUAGUAUUGGAAGGACUGCUUAAUCUUAGUCUUUAUUUGGCUCCUAAAUGAUGAUGUGA